UGAGGAUGAUGGCCGCCGGCGCGGUGCACGGCCUCUUCACGGCCUCCGCGGCCCCGCAGCCGCCACCGCCCCCGCCGCCGCCGCCGCCGCCGCAACCCCAGCCUCCCCAGCAGCCGUCGCCGCCGCCACAGCAGCCGCCACCGCCGCCGCCGCAGCCGCCGCAGCAGCAGCAGCCGCCGCCCCAGGCCCCCCCAUGGAGUCCGAGGCCCCGGAUUCCCGCAAGAGGCCCCUCGAAACGCCCCCCGAGGUGGUCUGCACCAAGCGCAGCAAUACGGGAGAGGAAGGGGAAUACUUCCUGAAGGUGCUGAUCCCCAGCUACGCGGCGGGCUCCAUCAUCGGCAAGGGAGGGCAGACCAUCGUGCAGCUGCAGAAGGAGACUGGAGCCACCAUCAAGCUCUCCAAGUCCAAAGACUUCUAUCCCGGAACCACAGAGCGAGUAUGCCUGGUACAGGGCACAGCGGAGGCCUUGAAUGCUGUGCACAGCUUUAUUGCCGAGAAGGUCCGAGAAAUCCCACAAGCAAUGACCAAGCCUGAGGUGGUCAACAUCCUUCAACCCCAAACCACAAUGAACCCUGACAGAGCCAAGCAGGCCAAACUAAUCGUCCCCAACAGCACGGCGGGCCUGAUCAUCGGCAAGGGGGGCGCGACAGUGAAAGCCGUGAUGGAACAGUCGGGUGCUUGGGUGCAGCUGUCCCAGAAGCCGGAGGGCAUCAACCUGCAGGAGCGGGUGGUGACCGUCAGCGGCGAACCGGAGCAGGUGCACAAGGCCGUGAGCGCCAUCGUGCAGAAGGUACAGGAGGAUCCCCAGAGCAGCAGCUGCCUGAAUAUCAGCUACGCCAACGUGGCUGGCCCCGUGGCCAACUCCAACCCCACUGGCUCGCCGUACGCCAGCCCCGCCGAUGUGCUGCCCGCUGCUGCCGCCGCCUCGGCCGCCGCCGCCUCCGGCCUGCUGGGCCCUGCGGGGCUGGCGGGCGUGGGAGCCUUUCCGGCCGCCCUGCCUGCCUUCUCAGGCACCGACCUGCUGGCCAUCAGCACGGCGCUUAAUACGCUGGCCAGUUACGGCUACAACACCAACUCCCUCGGCCUGGGGCUCAACUCGGCCGCAGCCUCCGGGGUCCUGGCCGCCGUGGCCGCCGGUGCCAACCCUGCCGCCGCCGCCGCCGCCAACCUCCUGGCAUCCUACGCCGGUGAAGCGGGGGCCGGGCCCGCCGGCGGGGCUGCCCCACCUCCACCCCCGCCGCCCGGAGCCCUGGGGUCCUUCGCAUUGGCCGCGGCCGCCAACGGCUACCUCGGGGCCGGGGCCGGCAGCGGGGCAGGCGGAGGGGGCGGCCCGCUGGUGGCCGCCGCCGCCGCAGCGGGGGCGGCGGGGGGCUUCCUGACGGCGGAGAAGUUGGCAGCUGAGAGUGCCAAGGAGCUGGUGGAGAUCGCGGUGCCUGAGAACCUGGUGGGAGCCAUCCUGGGCAAGGGGGGCAAGACGUUGGUGGAGUACCAGGAGCUGACGGGCGCCCGCAUCCAGAUCUCCAAGAAGGGGGAGUUCCUGCCAGGCACGCGGAACCGGCGGGUCACCAUCACGGGCAGCCCCGCGGCCACGCAAGCCGCUCAAUACCUCAUCAGCCAGCGGGUCACCUACGAGCAGGGAGUGAGGGCCUCAAACCCCCAGAAAGUGGGAUGAGGCCUGUGGUGUGCGCUCCUGCCCAGUCUCCCUGCCUUUCCUCCUCCUCCUCCUCCCCCCCCCACCCCCAACUCCUGACCUCAGCUCGGUAGAGUCCUGCUUCUCUUGGGAUGGGGCUGGGGUAGGCCUGACUGCACCCCCCCUUUUCUGGUAGUCAUAGGCAGGAUUGAGUGAUGGCUGGGGAUGGGGCCCAGAAGCUCCCUCUCCAGCCCUGAACUGACCCCUUCUUCCUUCCUCCUUCUGCUUGACUGGGCCUGACCCUCCUCUCCCAGGGCCCAGGUCUGUGUGAUAUCUGUAUAUAUUGCAUUUUGUUGAUUUUAAUAGAAAACAAAGCGUUAUUUUC
Sus scrofa (pig) is the source of this 2015-nucleotide messenger RNA. It is a transcript of the gene NOVA2, whose product is annotated as NOVA alternative splicing regulator 2. The record is from RefSeq and is a predicted model, not a curated record. NCBI's taxonomy places the organism in Eukaryota, Metazoa, Chordata, Mammalia, Artiodactyla, Suidae. Gene Ontology annotation, molecular function: RNA binding.